This is a messenger RNA of Doryrhamphus excisus (bluestripe pipefish), 3888 nucleotides long. The record is from RefSeq and is a predicted model, not a curated record. Lineage: Eukaryota; Metazoa; Chordata; Actinopteri; Syngnathiformes; Syngnathidae.
AGUCAUCAGUAAUCGCACUAAGAGAGUGUCAAUAACGUGAUCCUAAAUUUCAGGAAAUGUCUCAAUUAUGAGACUCGAACAUUUGUGAUGGCGAAUAUGACGCUUUCAUUUCUCACGCCUCAACAUUCAAAUCAAUUCACAGAAAUAUCCAUCAGCUUAGUCUUUGCUUGUUUAACGUACAGUAGGCUAUGUCGUUUAUCCAAUUCUGCACUCAUACACCCAACUAUUGGCUAACACCUCCUCAUUGUCACUUGACUACCGCGAGGUGCAUUCAGGGACUCUCCAAACAUCACAACAAUGUCUUUACUACGUGUGUAUUUUUUUAAUCUAAACCUGUGAUUAAUCAUGAUAAUUCAUUUGAAAACUGAUUAAUUUGAUUAACAAAUGUUUAUCAUUUGACAGCCCUAUAGUAAUUAUACAUACAAUACUGUUACUCAGUAAUAGAUGGUUUUAAUUUGUUCGAUGCCGACUUAUGAGGAUUUUCCUUACCUUUUAAAUAUUGAGUGCAUAGUUGUGCAUAAUUUACUCAAAAUAUUGUAUGUAAUAAAAAGGAAUAGCUGUAUUAUUUUUUUGAUAUAACAUCUAUUACUGUAUCUGUUUGUUGAUAGAGUUUUUGUUUCAUCCUGUUUUAUUGAUCACAAAACCAUUCAACUAGCUUGAAAAUUUCAAGUAAAAUAUACUUAGUAUCGAUACCACAUUUUGCAGUAUCGGCCACCCCGGUACUUUAUGUCUUUGUCGAAUAGACUAGUGCUUUUAUUUUGAAGGUCGCAUUCGCCUCUUAAAUCCUUCCAAUGGCCUUGAGGGAUUCUAUUAUUUUUGCCAUUUAAAGUCAACAAUGAACAGAAUAGCAUAAAUAUCCUGUACUUUAAUGUAUAUAAUGUUGUGACUGUAACGGGACUUUGGAAAUACAUACAUCAAGAAAUCCACACCAAGUGAAGCGAUGUGUUUAGAUUAUGUAAGAUGUCACCUGUCGAGAUGAGCCUCCGUAUAUUCCACUCGAGCAGGUGUCGUAACACAACAUUGUGUCUUAAAAAAACACACACACGAAACACAAAGUCAUUACCUGUUCGUCAGUACAGGAGUUCCGGUCGUACACACAUUCUCCCCCCCGGUGUCCGGUCGCUCGGUCGGCUUGCUGCGGUAUAGUGUUAGUCCGUCCAGACGACAAGUUGUUCGGCUAAAACAGAGAGCAGAGCCCCUCCUCCUCCAGCACGGUGACAUCAGAGCGGAUUAGAGAUGCAGCAAGCGGAUGCUGACAUGAAGCAGACGCUCGUUUAGCUAAAGAGGGAAGCUUCACACUCGUCAUCAUAGCGCAGCGAUGGAUGAUCUACAGGAGCAGGACAGUCAGCAGUGUGUUGCCAGUCUGUGAGCUGGAGAGACACUCAGACGACAAACUUAAAGAAGAACUUAUCUUCUUUUAAAGAAAAAAAAAUUUAAAUAAAUGAACUCAAGAAGGGUCGCAAUGCUUUCAUUCUACCUUUUGGCUUUAGCUGCCGCCAUCCGAGCCCACACGGCAUUGUUGCCGGGUUCCUGCAACUUUGAGGCCGACACCUGCGGUUACACGUCAGAUGCAGACUUUACCACCUGGACCCUACACGAAGACGGACAUUUUGUUGCCGUAGAUUCUGUUUUGAACAACGACUCGGACAAAAGUACAGAUGUGACAGGUAUCUUGUUGAGUCCGGUUCUGGAGCAGAGCGAGUGGAGCUGCCUGAGGCUGGUCUACCAAAUCAGCGGCUCAGGAAGCCUGCAGGUCCUGCAGCGCUUGGAGGGACAGAGUUUUGACAGGCCGCUGUGGAGUAGCCAAGAACCGUCAGACAGCUGGGUGAUUGCAAGCAUGGACCUGCACAACAGGACUGAGCCUUCCAGGGUUGUCAUUGAAGGUAAACCUGGGCGGAUGGCUGGGAGCAGCGUGGCCAUAUUUGAGAUCCACAUCAGCCCCGGAUACUGCCUGGAGUGUGACUAUGAGGAAACUCACCUGUGUGGAUACAACAACCAGUGGAAUGCGAAUGUAAACUGGUACGUGGGAAGUGGUGGCGGGGGCCAGCUGCUUCACAACAAUCUGCCAGACGACCACACAAACAACAACAAGACAGGUCACUUUAUGUACGUGGACUCCAUCUACUCCAAAACGUUCAAAGAAGUGGCAAAACUGGUGUCUCCGAUGACCACCGUCCCCAUGUCUGGCUGCUUGACGUUUCACUAUCAGCGCACUGACGAAGGAGGGAACCUCUUCUCAGUUUACACUCGAGACCGACUGGGUCAGUACCAAGAGCUGUGGAGGGUGGAGCCAAGGAAUACAAGCGAGUUUAGCGGGACAAACAGAGAGUGGAUACCUGUGCAGGUGGACCUCAGGGCUCCUUACUCCGUGCAGGUGGUUUUCGAGGUGGCCUUCAAUAGCCCAAGAGGUGGGCACGUUGCACUUGAUGACAUUUCAUUUUCACCGGAGUUCUGCAGCUCUGACACAGAGCCAACCUUUGAUCCCUCCAUCGCCAACUGUGACUUUGAGUCAGGUUUCUGCCAGUACACCCAAGACCAAAAGAUGGGAUCGUUGUGGAGGAGGGUGUGUGUGAAGCCUAAUAUAUUUAGGAACGGGGACCACACAUCAGGAGCAGGCAAUUUCUUGUUGGCUCAUUCCCAGCUGGGCACAGAGUCCAGCUACAUGAGUCGCUUAGUGGGUCCCACACUGGCUGCCAACAUGAAGUACUGCCUAAGAUUUUACUUCACUCUCAGGGGUUUCAACCACUCGGACCAGGCCCUGGCAGUGUAUCUGCAACAGGGCAGCAGCCAGGAGAAGAUCUGGACCCAGGGGGAGAAGUCCAGAGGAAUAUGGAUAGCGACAGAUGUGACCUUCCACACAUCACAACCUGCCAAGGUGGUUUUCAUCAGCACCUGCAAGAGUCUGUGGGACUGUGGUUCAGUGGCACUGGAUGACAUCAGCAUGAGUCUGGGAGACUGUGAGCUGACAACAGGGAUGUCCUCAUCCCUCCCAGGAUGGUGUGACUUUGAAGCGGGUCUGUGUGGUUACACUCAGGACAAGCAGAGUGAUGCUGGCGACUGGGAGUGGAGGAGAGGACCUACUCCAACCUCAUUCACUGGACCCAGAGGAGACCACACGACCGGACUUGGAUACUACCUGUACAUGGAAGCAUCUCCCAUGCUUCCGAGCCAGACAGUCCGCCUGCUGUCCCGUCCUCUCAGGGGCUCGAGGGAGCCUCAGUGUCUGUGCUUCUACUACCACAUGUACGGCUCAGGAACGGGUCAGCUCAGCGUUCACCUGGAAAAAGACGGAGAAGAUGUUUUGUUAUGGCAACGAGGAGGCGAGCAGAGCGUCGCCUGGCUGAGGGCUGCGGUGGAGUACCGGAGCGACGGCCAACAUCAGAUUGUGUUUGAGGCAACGAGAGGUUCAUCAGUCAGGAGUGACAUUGCCAUUGAUGACAUCAUCUUGGAAAGCGAACCAUGUCCAGCAGCAGAGACGAAAGCCCCUGUGGAAACAUUCAACGAUAUCGAAUAGAGGCGAUCAACAGCAUCAGGCAGCAUGCAUGAACAGUUUUUUUGUUUGCACAUUUGAGGACUCUAAAGCUUUUAGACUGCACACUCAAGCACGCGGUCACAGUUUUGCAGAACAGUUUCCAUAGCCCACUAUUGUACUUUGUACUGUGCCAUAAUAAAAACAAAACUGCUAUGUUUAUUUUCACAUUUAUAUGCAUUAGAUUAAUGCCCAAUUAAAGCUACAGUUGUGAUUGUGGUAGAUUAGGAUUAUUAAUAGUAAUCAAAGAAAAGUCAAAGUUUGCAUCAGAUAAAAACGAAUAUAUACAGAUUUAUUCAAAUCACAUACACACACUGUACAUUCUAUGGAAAAACCUUUGCAAUUAAUAAAAACCUGAU